This is a messenger RNA of Drosophila busckii, 913 nucleotides long. Its product is annotated as protein lifeguard 3. The transcript has 3 exons. The record is from RefSeq and is a predicted model, not a curated record. NCBI's taxonomy places the organism in Eukaryota, Metazoa, Arthropoda, Insecta, Diptera, Drosophilidae. Bases 44 to 784 code for a protein of 246 amino acids. Gene Ontology annotation, cellular component: membrane.
CUACUAGAAUACACACACACAGACACACACACACAUAUUAAAUAUGCGAGGUGGCACAAGCGACGAGAUGCAUGCCUGGGGGCAUAAGAAGGAGUUGGACAUUGUCUACACCACCGACUGGGAUGAUCGGGGCACAAGGCAACGGUUUAUUUCGAAAGUUUGCAUGAUCCUCAGCAUUCAACUGCUGUUCACGGUUGCCUGCGUAAGCUUUUUCUUGUUUUACAAGCCUGCUGGGGAUUGGGUGCGAGGACAAUGGAUAAUGGCAAUUUGCUGCAGUUGCGUCACUAUGAUGCUCAUGUUUAUAUUUUGCUGCUGCUCUCAAUAUGCGCGCACAGUUCCAUGGAAUUAUAUAAUAUUAAUUAUAUUUACGGUAUGUGAAAUGCUACUGCUAAGCUUUAUCACCUCCUGGUACAAAACAAAAUGGGUUUUUAUAGCCAUGGGUGCCACUUGCGGCGUUGUCAUUUUUCUUGGGGCAUUCGCACUCUUUGUGCCCUACGACUUUACGCGCUGGGGCACGUAUUUAUUUGGAGCCGGUGUUGCACUUAUGAUCAUGGGAAUAUUUUAUGCUAUUUUUGGCUUGCAUGAUAAAAUUUUUGGCUGGAUUAUUGCGAGUUUUGGACUUACGUUAGCGUCACUUUAUCUCGUAUUCGACAUACAAUUGAUGACGGGCAAACAUAAAAAUGCAUAUGACGAGAGCGAUUAUGUUUUUGCUGCCAUUUCCAUCUAUGUGGACAUUAUCAAUAUAUUUUACUAUAUUCUAAUGAUGCUGGGCCUAGCAAACUGAAAGGGUAGUAAAUAGUUGUUUUAAAUAAUUCCAGACUUUUAUUAAUUUCAUUUUGGUUCAGUUAGUGUACUUGGCAUAUAAUUUUUCGCACUAACUAUACUCGAAAAGUGUAUUGUAUAAAAUUAUAUC